UAGGAGAAAGUCAAAAAUAAGUCCUUUCAUUGAAGCUCUUGAAAGAGAAGAAACAAAAUAUAUGGUUAUGAAGUUGCAGAGAUCUCUUCAAUCAAAUUUCUUAAAAACAGAUACUUCAGCUUCACUUCUCUCAGUCAUUUCCACGUACUUCUUCUUAAAUUUCUUCCUCAAAUAAAACCAGUUCCUGUCAAUCUUUUAUUUUUCACAAAUUUCUUGGUUUUCGAUAAAAAAUUUUGGUUAUUUGAAAUCUGAGAAGAAAAUCGGUUUGAGUGUUUGUUUUUGUUGUUAUAUUUCUUUUUGGUCUGUUCUCAUUUUCCAAGAACAAUCACGUUAGGGUUUUAGAUAGUUUAAAGUUGUUGUCUGUACUGAAAAUCCUCAAAAUUAGCUGUUUACUGUAAGUGGGUUUGUUUGUUUCUCUUCAUUACUUUAAUCUCUUUAUUCUUCUUCCAUUUCUUAUCCUAUGUAUCUAUCUAUAUUAUUAACCCUUUGUGAAUUUGUUUGAUAAUUUUUUUUUUUUUUUGAGUUGGAUCUAAUAUAAGAAAUUGUUAAGGUUUUUAUUGAUUUUUAUAUGAUCGUGAAUCCAUCCAGCUUAGCCGAAUAUUGGAGUUGUUGUUAGUACCUUUGUUCAUUUUUUUUUUUAAAUUUAGGUAUUUAACAAAGUUAGUGUUUUAUGCUUCCAAGGUCGAAUAUUUUAGGUGCCCUUUGUUUUAUUUUUGUCUCUCCCUUUCUUCUUAUAAACCAUUUCAAAUAAUUUGAGCAAAGAAAAUGGAUUGACUGAUUAAUCGUGUUGAAAUCAUUAGUUUGUCAAGCUUUGAGAGGAGGAGGUAUGUUGUUGUGUCUUUUUUAAGGAUAAUAUCUCUGCUAUAUUCUUUGUUUUUGAGUUAUUUCUGUUUGUUCAUGAGAUAAGGAUAUCUGUUGUGAUUUCUGGGAAGUGGUGAGGUAAAUAGAUAGAGAGGGAGUCAGUGUAUAUGUUCUUAUGCUGGAUUUUGUAAAAGUAUUGAGUUUGGGCAUGGUGGAGGAAGUGUUAUUAUAGGUUUCGCUCGAGCAAUUAACACUAGGAUUCCAUCUGGAUUAGUUGUUUUUUUGAAUUUGAUUUGUGGGGUUCGUGUUAGAUAUUGAUUAGAAAUGGCAGAAUGUAAACCUAUGAUGCCAAAUUUAGAAGGGGAAGAAAAUGUGAUAGCUGCAACACAACAUAUAGUAAGGGUAUUAGGCACGAGUAAGAAUUUGACGGAGGAAAUGAGGAAGAUCUUGGAAGAUCUCGAUAACCAGUUGUCUACCAUGGUCCUAACCGCAGAAAACAAAGAAAGGGAAGUUAGUGAUUUUGAAAAAGAGUUUUCCGCAAUUCAAGGGAAGAUUAGGAAAUGGGAAUCUGAUGAGUCUAUGAUAUGGGAUUCUGGAGUUGAUGCAGCUGCUGAGUAUCUUCAAGCCAUUCAUGAAGCUCAAAACUUAUCAGAAAGGUUGGGAGGUUUGUCUGUGAAGGAAGAUGGAGAAGAUAAUAAGCUUCUGCAACAGGUACACAGUGUCCUUCAGACUGCGAUGGCAAGGCUUGAAGAAGAGCUUACUCACAUUCUUGCUCAGAAUAAACAGUCUUUUGAACCGGAGCAUAUGUCCUUCCGUUCUCAUGAAGAAGAGAUCAAUUAUGAGGACUCAUUUGCCUCCGUUGAGGAUGAUCCUAGUGAGGAUUCACUUCGGAGAGAUAGCAGUAGCAAAAAUCCAGAGGACUACAUCAUCGAUUUGGUCGAUCCAGUUGUAAUUUCUCAUCUGAAUAGAAUUGUGAACACAAUGUUCAAUUCUGGUUUCGAUCAAGAAUGUUGUCAGGCUUACAUUAACACCCGUAGAGAUGCUUUAGAUGAGUGCCUCUAUCUACUUGAAGUAGAGAAACUGAGCAUUGAGGAGGUACUGAGGACAGAAUGGAGUAACUUGAUUGUCAGGAUUAAGAAAUGGAACCGAGCUAUGAAGAUCUUCCUGCGUGUCUAUCUUGCAAGUGAAAAACAACUCUGCGAUCAGAUAUUCGGGGAGUUUGAAUCAGCUAAACAGACUUGUUUUGUGGAGAUUUCUAAAUCUCCAAUGUUUCAGCUCCUCACUUUUGGCGAAGCUAUAGCUAUUGGACCCCGACAGCCAGAAAAGUUGUUUUUGAUACUUGAUAUGUACGAGAUCUUAUCGGAUUUGCUACCUGAUGUGGAUGCUUUAUUCGUUGAAGAGGCUGGGUCUACUGUUAGAUUUGAGUGUCGUGAGGUCCUUAAAAGAUUGGGUGAUUCUGUUAGAGGAACUGUUUCGGAAUUUGAGAAUGCAGUUGGUUCAAAUGUCUCGACUAAUCCAUUUGCUGGAGGAGGUAUUCAUCAUUUAACCAAGUACGUCAUGAAUUACAUCAAGGCACUUACUGGUUAUAGUGGUACCCUGAAUCUGCUUUUUCUCGAGGUUACUGAUGAAGAUGAUACUAUAUCAUUAAUGCCUAAUACGCUUCCUGCUGUCGAUGAAAAAGAAUAUGAGGGUGAAACCGCAAAUUUCAGUGCAUCCCCAAUGGCUUACCAUCUCAGGUCAGUCACUUCAGUUCUGGAGUCAAACCUUGAUGUCAAGUCGAAAUUGUAUCGAGAUGUGGCUUUACAACAGUUCUUCCUUAUGAACAAUAUCUACUACAUGGUUCAAAAGGUUAAGGGUCCAGAACUCAGGCCCCUAUUUGGAAAUGACUGGAUCAAACAACACAAUGGGAAAUUCCAACAGUAUGCAAUGAACUAUGAGAGAGCAACUUGGAAUUCUGUCCUAUCGUUGCUGAAGGAAGAGGGGAUGUGCACUCCUGGUUCACAUUCGGUAUCAAAGAAAGUUCUCAAAGAGAGGUUUAAAAGCUUUAAUCUCGCAUUUGAGGAGGCUUACAGGAGUCAAACAGCAUGGUUAAUCCCAGAUAUUCAGCUACGAGAAGAUCUUCGUAUCUCAGUGUCACUGAAAGUAAUUCAGGCAUACCGAACAUUCAUGGGAAGACAUGAAGGUACGCUCGAUAGCAGGAGCACUGAAAAGUACAUCAAAUACAAUGCAGAAGAUUUGGAGAGUUUUAUCUUAGAUCUCUUCGAAGGGUCUCCUAGAUCAUUACCAAACUCUCGCAGGCGAUGAUCAAGUUUCAUCAGGUUUUUCAUUUUCUUUUCCUACCCGUCUCACGUUUCAUAUUUUAUAUUUCGCUCAUCCAAAAAAAGAAAAACACGAAAUUAUAUAUGUUAAUCAGUUGCUUCAUGUCCAAAGCUGGGCAUAUAAAUUGUUGAGUUUGCAGUUUGUGUUUCCACAUCACUGGUGCAGUCAUUCCAGUGAAAUUUAGAUGAAUGUAAUUGUUUUUUUACCUGGAGAUAUACAAGCUUAGGUUUGAUGUUAACGAAGCUACUACAUCUUAAUGAAAUUCCUUGAGUAAAUAUGUAUAAA
Molecule: messenger RNA, 3405 nt
Organism: Papaver somniferum (opium poppy)
Lineage: Eukaryota; Viridiplantae; Streptophyta; Magnoliopsida; Ranunculales; Papaveraceae
Product: exocyst complex component EXO70E2-like
Exons: 1
Coding region: 1126-3105 (659 amino acids)
Biological process (GO): exocytosis
Cellular component (GO): exocyst
Molecular function (GO): phosphatidylinositol-4,5-bisphosphate binding
Source: RefSeq, a predicted model, not a curated record